Trichoderma atroviride IMI 206040 is the source of this 300-nucleotide messenger RNA. RefSeq lists its product as uncharacterized. The record is from RefSeq and is a predicted model, not a curated record. Lineage: Eukaryota; Fungi; Ascomycota; Sordariomycetes; Hypocreales; Hypocreaceae.
AUGUCAGGUCUCGACAUCAACAAGCUCCUGACAAACAUGAACCCCUUUCCCUCCAAGCCCAAACUGACUCCUCCGAAGUUUGGCUCACGCCCAAGCAAGGAUCCACUCGCCAGCCUCGUACCUCCCAUCAGGAACAACGAAUCCGAAGACGACGAUCUGGACGAGCCCCAAUACCUGAAGUCGCGCAAAACGAAGCCGGGAACAGCACCAACCAACACCUGUCACGCCGCGGAGGUCAAUGCAAUGCGUAAGGACAUCAAGCAGACCAAAUCAGAUGUCGAAAAAUUGAAGGCAACCUAG